CUCACCGGGCCCCAGAGGAGCAAGUUGUAUUUCUACGCCUGCAAACAAGGCAAGUUCUCAUUGGCGACUGAAGGUGUGACGGCCGGAAGGGAGAAGGAAGGGGCGGGCCAUGCGCUGCGAGUGAGAGGUUGUUCCUAUUUGUGUCUGGUACUGAGAGGUUGUUCGGACGCUGGCCGUGUGGAGCCCGCCUUGCGAAGCACUUGGCCGCGCACGUGUCCAGACGGAGAGCCAUGGAAGAGUUCCUGUCCCCUAAAGACUCUGCCCAGCUCAUAGCCGAGAACAGCCGCGAUGUGUUCAUUGAAGAAGUACAAGUAAGGAAAGUUGCAGAGUUUCUGUUUGACAAAGUCUCAGCGAAAGAGUUCAGCGUGACUGGAUGGAAAGCUCUUCACGAGUUGAACCCUCAAGCAGUGAGUGAUGAUGCAGUGAACUGGGUGUUUCUUGCAGAUACCCUUAACUUUUCCUUUUGGUCUGAACAUGAAGACCGUAAGUGUCUGGUGAAGUACAGAGGCAAGAUGUACAGCGGUUACUGGUCUCUUUGUGCUGCAAUCAACAGAGCACUUGAUGAUGAUGUCCCUAUGCCUUUGAUUGAAGAGAGGCACCGUAUUCUGAAUGAAACUGGGACAAUUCUGCUUGAGAAGUUUGGAGGGUCUUUCGUCACCUGCGUUAAAAUGAGUGAGAAAAGUGCUCAGAAGUUACUGCGUGUAGUAGUAGAGAAUUUUCCUUCUUACAGGGAUGAGGCUACAUUUAAGGGCAAAAAGGUGUCUUUUUAUAAACGGGCACAAAUUCUAGUGGCUGAUACGUGGAGUGUAUUGGAAGGGAAAGGAGAUGGCUGCUUCGGUGACAUUUCUAGUCUGACUAUAUUUGCUGAUUAUCGUAUACCUCAAGUCCUUGUUCACCUGGGAGCAAUGAGAUACUCUGAUGAACUGAUGAGGAAACUCCAUGCAGGAGUAAUGUUCCAGUCUGGAGAUGUACAGGAAGUAGAGAUCCGAGGUUGUUCUAUUUGGUGUUGUGGAUUGAUUUGUGAUCAACUUCUGGAACUCUAUAAGAAGAAGGGACAAAACAUGAGAGAGAAAAUAAAUGCAGUUCUUCUUGAUUAUUAUCUGUGGGACUAUGCCCGGGAUCAUAGGGAAGAUAUGAAAGAAAUUCCAAUUCAUCGUGUACGUUGCAUAUACUACUAAAACCACCAGUUUUGUAGACCUCUCACUGAAGUAUCAUGCAGAUUUGUUACUUCUACCUGUAGCUUUUUAUAUACUGACUUCAAACAUGUAGCUGUAAAUUAAAUAUCUAUUCUCUGAUAAAUUAACACUGUAUCCAUCACUGCAGCUGUGUAUUAUUUCUCCAUUGAGUUCACAUUCAGGUAAGGUCUGAUUUUUGUAAUCAGUAAAGAGUUAUGCUUGGAAUAAAACUGACAUCUGUGUUUAUUU
This is a messenger RNA of Pelodiscus sinensis (Chinese soft-shelled turtle), 1424 nucleotides long. The record is from RefSeq and is a predicted model, not a curated record. NCBI's taxonomy places the organism in Eukaryota, Metazoa, Chordata, Testudines, Trionychidae.